GUCCACAUUGCUUCGAAUAGUCUUUCCCUCUGCCACACACAAACGUUUUUUUUUUCUUUAAGCAGAAAAAAAUUGGGGAAAUCUGUGCGUCAGGGGUAAGAACUCUGGAAUCGAGAACACUUCAUGGACUUCCGCAGUAGAAAGGUUCAAUUUCUUCUAUUCGCCAUCGGAAUCGUCGCUCUCAGUAUCACAGCGGAAAAAUGUCGGGAACUAGUUGGAGUAGAAGCCGCAUCAAAGAGCGGACAGUUCACAUUCCUGAACUGCUUUGACAUGAGUUCAGGAACCGUAGCCUGUGCGGUCAAAGAAGGCGUGAAACUCUAUUUCUACAGCAUAAGAUCCAUCCACGUGGAGAAAGCGCGGAACGUGGCCAUCGAGAGAGCCUUGCACGAGGCGUUGGUAAAAGGCAUGGCCGCGAACGAAGCGGCCAAAGACGCUCAGAGCGCGGGCGCUAAAGCGGCUAAGGUGGCGACCAGGCAGGCGAAACGGAUCAUUGGACCGAUCGUGGCAGCCGGGUGGGAUUUCUUCGAGGCGCUCUACUUCGGAGGGACGUUGACGGAAGGGUUCUUGCGUGGGUCAGGGACUUUGGUCGGUGCUUAUGCGGGAGGGUAUGUGGGAGAGCAGAGGUUUGGGAGGUUUGGGUAUCUUGUGGGAAGUCACUUGGGGAAUUGGAUCGGUGCGAGGGUUGGACUGAUGGUUUAUGAUGUUGUGAAUGGGGUGAAUUUCUUCUAUGAGACUUAUCAAUCUGGAGAGAGUUUUGAGGAGCAGUCUACUUAUAAAACUGAGGAGGCUGAGUCUACAUAUGAAACUUCUCAGGAGGAUCAGUCUACAUAUGAGACUUCUGAUGAACAGUCUACAUAUGAGCCUUCUGAUGAACAGUCUACGUAUGAAACUUCCGAGGAUCAGUCUGCAUAUGAAACUCCAAAUUACGAGCUCUAGAAGCUUUUGAGGAUGAAUAGAAUUGGAAAGCUCUAGAUUAUUCUGGAAUGUUUGUUUGUGAUACGUUUGACAUAGCUGUAUAGACUCAAAGAGUUUCAACAUUACUGAUGUAUGAAUGAUUUAAAGUUACAAUUUGUUCCUGUUUGUCUCGA
Molecule: messenger RNA, 1088 nt
Organism: Raphanus sativus (radish)
Lineage: Eukaryota; Viridiplantae; Streptophyta; Magnoliopsida; Brassicales; Brassicaceae
Exons: 2
Coding region: 124-936 (270 amino acids)
Source: RefSeq, a predicted model, not a curated record